AUCAGAUUUUAUGUAUAUAUAUAUAUACAGUCUUCCCCUCACUAUCCGGAGAACCGCUGUGAAAUACCUAGGGCCAUUAAGUAGCAGUCGCGAAUCCUUUUUUGUGUCGCACCUGGACUUUAUUUUUGUGCCACCUCAUAAACAGCGAAGACGAGUAGAUAUUUUCUGCUAAUCAUCAGGACUAAGAAUGAUGAACUCGACAUUCUCAGCUCAGCUUUCUUGGAUACUUGUUGUGCUUCUAUUGUCCCCUGUCCUCGUUAACAGUCAAGGGUCCCCAUUCCAACCAAGACCAAGGGAUGAUUGCGAGGUGGUGGACCUCAUAUUUAUUCUGGAUAGGUCCUGGAGUCUGAGGUCCCCGGAAAACUUCCAGAAAGAACUGAGUUUUGUAGCCGAUGUAGUUUCCGUCCUCGACUUCAGUAAGUCACGUGUUUCUGUCAUCACAUUCAGCGACGAUGCCGACCUCAACAUUCAGUUUAAUGAAUACAGAACACUGAGCAGUUUCCAGAAUGCAGUCCGAACACUCCCCUGGGUUGGAGGUAACACUUAUACCCAUAAGGCCAUAGAGAUGAUGUUAGGUGAAUAUAAAAACCAUAUUCAGACCCGGGCUGGCAUCACCACAAUAGGAGUGGUCAUCACGGACGGUGGGUCCACGGAUCCUUACAAACUGGAGGACGUGGUAAAAGUAGUCCACAACGACAGAAUAGAGAUGUACGCUAUUGGUGUUGGCGAUGAGGUUAACCAACAGGAACUAGAGAUGCUUGCUACGGGUUUUGACCACGUAUACCUCCUUAACGACUUGAAUUCUCUUUCUACAAUUCAGGAUAAAUUGGUUGGACGUUUUUGCCGAGGAACCCCAGCCCCUACUCAAGCCCCACCGUCAGACUUUACAGAUUGUUCGAAGCCAGUAGAUCUUGUUUUUGUUCUGGACAGCUCAUGGAGUUUAAUGGCCGCGACAAACUUUCUGAAGGAGCUCAAGUUUGUGACAGAAGUAGUGAACGCUCUGUCGGACAAUAUGGGUCAAUCCAGAAUUUCUGUGAUAACUUUCAGUGACGAUGCUGAAAUGUCGAUACCUUUGACAAUGUUUACAUCAAAGAGGGAUUUUGUGAAUAAAGUACUCAAUCUGCCGUGGGUGGGUGGGAAUACAUACACUGAUAAAGCGUUAGAAAUGAUGUAUAAACAGUUUGACAGUAUCCGAGUUCCGGGAAGGCGGAGUGUAGGCGUGGUCAUUACUGAUGGAGGGUCCACUAACCCUUUCAGGACACAGUCAGUCAUCAAAAAGGUCAAGCAAAGAGGAAUCACAAUGUUUGCAAUAGGAGUUGGAAUGAGUAUAAACCAAGAAGAGCUACAGAUGAUGGCAUCUGAUCCAGUGAGUGACCACAAGUUCUUGGUGGAUGACCUUGAUGCCUUACAGAUGUUAAGAAGUACCAUAGUUUCCAGGCUAUGUCCAGGUCGUUCCACUCGACCGCCAAUAUGUGAGAGUGAUCCUGCUGAUAUCUUCUUCAUCGUUGACAAGUCCUCCAGUCUUCAAAGCCAAGAAAACUUCAACAAGGAACUUUCCUUCAUUGCUCGUAUCAUCGACAGCAUCAUCGUUGGGACGGGACGCGAUGAUUCUCGAGUGGGGCUCAUCUCUUUCAGCACUAAUGCUUCCUUGUCAUUCGGAUUGUCAGCUUACACAACAAAUGAUGCCGUUAAGGAUGCUCUUCUGAGAGAGAAGUUCACCACUGGAGAUACGUACACACACAAAGCUUUCAACAUCAUGCUUGAACAAUUUAGAAACACUGCAAGACGUGAUCCUCGUGUCAAAAAAAUCGGCUUCAUUGUGACGGAUGGACAGUCUACGGACCCUAAUACAUUAAAGCAAUAUAUUGAACAGGUCAAGGCCACAAAUAUCGAAAUGUAUGCUGUUGGAUGCUGUGAAAAAUCAGGUGCGGGAGAUUUUGAUUCGGAAGAGUUGAAUAUGAUGGCUUCUAAACCUUCAAAUGUGUUCCAUGUUGAUGACUUGGAUGAUCUGCGUACAAUCAGUGUAGAACUUAAUCUGAAGAGAUGUAGAAACCAGAAAUAGAUGAAAAACCUAGAGAUUAUAGAUGCGUGUUGUACAGCUCUAUCAAAUCAAGUUACAAGUAUUACUGAUAUACCAACAACGAGACUGGUGGAGAAAGUCACGUGAUAUAUAUGCAUACUCUGAUUAGUCAAAUGCUCCUAUCACAUAUUAUUUGAAUAGAAUUGGCCACAGCGACAUGAUAUCGAGUAAAGAUAUAUCAUCUUUAGUGUGCUCCAAGAUUGUUAUAUUCAUUGAUAAUAAAGUUAUGUAUUUUCAUCCGCAUGAACUACCAGAAGAACCAUUGACUUAAAGUGUAGGCAAAUAUAGUUUGUUUAAUUAAUUCUAAGAAUGGUCUACAUUACGAUACGGCUUUACAACUUAUCAAAAUACUACACGGGAUUGUUGUCAAAGAAUACAUAUUCUAAUAUUUGUUGAUAGUAUUAUAACAGUCUUGACAGAUGUAGUCGACAUUAUUCUAUUAAUAUUCACAUUCUGUAACCAGUUUUACAACCAAAGCUGCUUUUUUAUACAACAGACGACUUGAAAAUAAUUUAAGUUGAGAGCUUAAGUAAAUUUGAUACAAUUCAAAGUUAAAUGUUGUAAACUAUACAUUCCAUUAAAAAUUAAAUAAUGACAAUAUCUGACUGGUAUUUUGUUUUAUAUGUUUACGAGAAUUCAUCAAAUGAGAUUUUUUUAAAGAUAUUUUGUGUAUAAUUUUAUUUCGUGGUUGAAUGCGCAUGUUGUAUGUGUAACCCAAGCAGUGUUGUAGUUUACCUGUAUGUUUGUAAAAUAUUUACCAAUAAAUGAUUAUUUACAAAAAAUGUAA
Saccostrea echinata is the source of this 2867-nucleotide messenger RNA. Its product is annotated as collagen alpha-1(XII) chain-like. Bases 188 to 2062 code for a protein of 624 amino acids. The transcript has 15 exons. The record is from RefSeq and is a predicted model, not a curated record. NCBI's taxonomy places the organism in Eukaryota, Metazoa, Mollusca, Bivalvia, Ostreida, Ostreidae.